Molecule: messenger RNA, 2681 nt
Organism: Scleropages formosus (Asian bonytongue)
Lineage: Eukaryota; Metazoa; Chordata; Actinopteri; Osteoglossiformes; Osteoglossidae
Product: transmembrane protease serine 2-like
Exons: 15
Coding region: 447-1913 (488 amino acids)
Biological process (GO): proteolysis
Cellular component (GO): membrane
Molecular function (GO): protein binding; serine-type endopeptidase activity
Source: RefSeq, a predicted model, not a curated record
AGCGUUCCCUUUCUGAUGUAGUGUGUUUUGUUGGACACACCUGUUUCGGUGCACGGCUGAGUGACACAACCGCGAAGCAACCGUGCGGUUAACUUGUUUCGAAGAAAGAGUGUUCUCUGAAGGGCUGUACUCACGUCUUCCUGGAGAAACUCCACAGACUUCAGCGUACCGGGUGGUGUUCACGGGCCCAGAGGUCACAUUUACAGACCACAAUUGUCACCUGUUGGAGAGCAGGACAGAGGGACCCAGGUGUGGUCUGCGCAGUCACGUCUGGCUUUUCAUUACCUGAAACCGAGCAGCAGCAGGAGGAGUAGGAGGAGCAGAACUGAUCUCCAGUGAAAGGAGGUGAAAUCCAGGGAACUGAAACAUAAAGCACGCUCAGGUCUGUAAAAGGAGUCAGUAUUUUCAGACAAAUAACCCGGGUUUUCAGCUCUUAGAAGGAAAUUAUGCCAACGAAUCCGGCACACCAGACACAAGCUGUAAACACCGUGGAAAGGUCUACAGCCUAUUACGCGAAUUGUGGCUUUCAUGAGGGGGAGGGGUGCCCCCCCGAUGCACCCCAGCGUCCGCUCCACAGCCUUCCUGUGUACACCCUACGGACAGCCAACCCACCGUCCACCUUGACCCCUGCAGGCAUGCAGUCUGACCCCACACAGAGCAGGACGACGAAGGGUGCGAGAAAGAAGCGCAGGCUGAUGGUGGUGCUGCCUGUUGUGGCCGUAUGCCUUCUCCUGGCGGUCGCAGGGGUUCUGCUGUGGUAUUUCUUGUGGCACAACUGCAGCUGCAAGGUGAGGUGUGCGGACGGAGGCCGCUGCGUGGACUUCUCCCAGUGGUGUGACGGAACGCCACACUGCCAGGGGAGUCAGGAUGAAGCCCAAUGCUUUCGCCUCUACGGAACCGACUUUGUGCUCCAGGCGUAUUGGGCCCCGAGCGGCUCCUGGAAGGCCGUGUGCUUUGACGGCUGGAGCGAUCAACACGGCAGGGCCACGUGUAUGCAGAUGGGGUACGAGGGAGAGACCUACGUCAGCAGCACACGAUUGCAGGACAGUCCAGAGGUAUCGGAUGGCUACGUGAGGCUGCAGCCGGGAUGGACAUCAGGAGAGCUGGUACAGAGGUACCUCACUAGCAGUGACUCCUGCCCGGAUGACUCCAUCAUCUCACUCCGAUGCAUUGACUGCGGCUCUCGACCCGCCGUCCCGACGUCGCGUGUGGUCGGGGGGCAGCCGGCCCAGAGAGGGGCGUGGCCCUGGCAGGUCAGCCUGCAUGCUGAAUCGAAGCACCUGUGCGGCGGCUCCAUCGUCACACCCCGCUGGGUCAUCACGGCCGCGCACUGCGUACACGAGCGCCCGGACCCAGGGAAGUGGACCGUGUAUGCCGGCUACCUCACUCUGAGCGAGAUGUAUUCUGCCAGCGGCAGCGCCGUUUCACUCGUCAUCUCCCACAACUACAACAUCCACACGGACGAUAACGACAUCGCUCUGAUGAAACUGGCGGGGCCCCUCGUCAUGUCAGAUACCAUUAGGCCGGUGUGUCUGCCCAAUGAGGGUCUUCAGUUCGUCCCGCCACAGACGUGCUGGAUUUCUGGAUGGGGGGCCACCAUAAGCGGGGGUAAUCCGUCGAACAGGCUGAAUGAAGUCCAGGUGUCGCUGAUCAGCAGGGACACGUGCAACAGUCCUCAGGUGUACAACGGCCAGAUCACGAACUCCAUGAUCUGUGCAGGUGACCUGGAUGGAGGAGUAGACGCCUGUCAGGGGGACAGCGGCGGUCCCCUCGUGGUUCAGCAGGGCCCGCUAUGGUGGCUCGUAGGGGACACCAGCUGGGGACUGGGAUGUGCCUGGAGGAACAAGCCGGGGGUAUAUGGCAAUGUGACCUACUUCCUGGGGUGGAUCUAUGAGCAAAUGCAGAAUAAUUAAUGGGCCACAGAUAUGGACACACCUGGGCUGAUAAAUCCAUGAAGGUUGUUGUUUUUCCUGAUCAGAAUCUCUUCUCGGUGAUUUCUGUUCUAUUUCUAUGUCGUACCUGGCUGUUUCACUAACCACCCUCUGUCACCCAGUUCCCGCCCACAUACGUCCGCAGCACCCCCACCUCACCGGCUCUUUACUUUACACAUGAUGGAAUUCCUGAGUGCUGAUGGCGAUUGGAGAAUUGGCACACGCCUCACUGGCAGCAACCAAUGACCUGCAGGAACCUGACAGGCACUUGUCCAAUCACAAUUGCCAGACCUGUUAAACCCCGCCCCAUAACUCCACCCCCAACCCUUUUAUCUCAGAUCUAGUAUUGUGUCAAAUAUUUAUGUUUACAGGAUUUGUUUACUCAGGGAAGAUAAGUUUUGAUUUUGUCUGAAGUGUCAGGCCAUGAAACUCACUUUCUAAUGUAAUACAUUAAACAGAAAAAAAUUACUCAUUUGUACAUUGCUUUAGAGAAAAUGUAAAGGCAAUAUCUCUAUUUUUCUAGUACAACUUUUGCAUUUUGGCCAUAUUUGCAGUUAUGGAAAUGAACAAAGGUGUUUUUAUACUGUGGAGUCUUUUGGUUCUGGCUAUGGAUUAAAUAAUACAACUUUGUUAUAUUAGAAAUGAACCACACAGUUGUUUUUUGUAAUUAAAUCACUUUUCAGUACAACUCAAAUUGACAUCUCUAGAGCAAGUGUUUUGAGACACUCCAUGUCAAAAUAAAAAAUUAUG